Saccostrea cuccullata (small rock oyster) is the source of this 414-nucleotide messenger RNA. RefSeq lists its product as uncharacterized. The record is from RefSeq and is a predicted model, not a curated record. Bases 1 to 414 code for a protein of 137 amino acids. Lineage: Eukaryota; Metazoa; Mollusca; Bivalvia; Ostreida; Ostreidae. The transcript has a single exon.
AUGGAGGGGGAACACAUCAACAAACAGGUAGUGGUACCUACAGAACUAAUGGAGGGGGAACACAUCAACAAACAGGUAGUGGUACCUACAGAACUAAUGGAGGGGGAACACAUCAACAAACAGGUAGUGGUACCUACAGAACUAAUGGAGGGGGAACACAUCAACAAACAGGUAGUGGUACCUACAGAACUAAUGGAGGGGGAACACAUCAACAAACAGGUAGUGGUAUCUACAGAACUAAUGGAGGGGGAACACAUCAACAAACAGGUAGUGGUACCUACAGAAUUAAUGGAGGGGGAACACAUCAACAAACAGGUAGUGGUACCUAUAGAACUAAUGGAGGGGGAACACAUCAACAAACAGGUAGUGGUACCUACAGAACUAAUGGAGGGGGAACACAUAACAAACAGGUAG